This is a messenger RNA of Eruca vesicaria subsp. sativa (arugula), 633 nucleotides long. The record is from the annotation of a GenBank genome assembly. Lineage: Eukaryota; Viridiplantae; Streptophyta; Magnoliopsida; Brassicales; Brassicaceae.
AUGGAGGAUUCAGAAAAAAGGAUAAGACACUACAGUAGCAAACACAAAAUCCUUCUCGUCGGAGAAGGAGACUUCUCAUUCUCACUAUGUCUAGCUUCAGCUUUUGGCUCGGCCACUAACAUCACAGCGACCUCACUCGAUUCAGAAGAUGAAUUGAGCAAAAAAUAUAUGGAUGCGAUGCAUAAUGUAAGCAUGUUGACGAGAUUCGGGUGCGAUGUCCAGCAUGAGAUUAACGUGCACACAAUGAGCUUCGACAACUCCCUGAGCCUGCGACGCUAUGACCGCAUUGUGUUCAACUUCCCUCACGCAGGAUCUCGUUUCUUCGGCCGUGAAUUUUCCUCUAAAGCCAUCGAGGGUCAUCGAGUGCUAGUGCAGGGGUUCCUUGAGAACGCUAAGGAGAUGUUAGAGGAGAACGGGGAGAUUCAUAUCACACACAAAACAACGUAUCCGUUUAGCGAUUGGGAGAUAAAGAGGCUGGCUAAAGCAGAAGGUUUGAAGCUGGUUAAGGAGUCCAAGUUCGAGCUGAGUCAUUAUCCUGGUUAUACUAACAAGAGAGGGAGUGGUGGACGUAGAAGUGAUGAUUACUUUCCCGUUGGAGAAUGUUCUACUCUCAUGUUUAUUCAAAAGAAAUAA